AUGUCCGAAGACAAACGCCCAACCCCACCCCGAGGCUCCCAACCACCAUCCGAGCCCAACUCUCCCCAACCCGAAGCGGAGCAUAUUGUCGACGACGAGUACUGGACCGACGGCGACUUUGAGGUCAUCACAAGCAACGGUGUGCGCUUCCGUGUUCCGUCGUACCAUCUCUUUGCAGCUAGUUGGAUCUUUAGAAACGCACGCAGAUUAGCCCCGCCAAACAACUCGCGUAUCCGUUUCACCGAUCCCCUCUGCGAAACCGGCUAUGUCUUCCGCCUCUUCAUGACUCUCGCCGAGAAGGGCCAACUCGACGGAGUAGGCCAACGAGGCAUAUUCAAGGUCCACGUCAAGCUGCACCAGCUCUUCGUCUUCCUGCGUAAAUGGGACUGUCCCGGUCUCCUCGCUAUUCUCCAGCAUUCCGUUUCUCGACUGGUCGACGAGGACCGAUCCCUCGAUCGGAGUAGGAUGUUUAUCGUGGCCGCCCUUAAUGGAGAUUCCAAAUUUUGCCGACGGAUCCUCGAGAUGUCGGCGACCGAUACGUGGGGCGCCAACCGCGACGGCAGCCCGGAUGACAUGAUCGACGCGCCGACGGGGACGCCUAUUUGGGAACCGCAUAGCUGGCCGGUGUGGUUCCAGCUCCAUUGUCCCCCGCUUUAUGCUUGGGCUCUGGCAAGGGCUUGGAGUUCGGUCAUGGCGUCUCCGCCCCCAGAACAUGAGGGGAAUCCAAAGGCUUUUGGGGCAGAGUUCCUCAAUUUCCUCUGGGAGGUGGAGGGCCGUCAGGAGAUCUGGUGA
Cutaneotrichosporon cavernicola is the source of this 792-nucleotide messenger RNA. RefSeq lists its product as uncharacterized. NCBI's taxonomy places the organism in Eukaryota, Fungi, Basidiomycota, Tremellomycetes, Trichosporonales, Trichosporonaceae. The record is from RefSeq and is a predicted model, not a curated record. The transcript is spliced from 2 exons. Bases 1 to 792 code for a protein of 263 amino acids.